Messenger RNA from Mixia osmundae IAM 14324, 1635 nucleotides. RefSeq lists its product as uncharacterized. Gene Ontology annotation, molecular function: protein heterodimerization activity; TBP-class protein binding; DNA binding. Gene Ontology annotation, biological process: RNA polymerase II preinitiation complex assembly; DNA-templated transcription initiation. Lineage: Eukaryota; Fungi; Basidiomycota; Mixiomycetes; Mixiales; Mixiaceae. The coding region runs from base 1 to 1635 and encodes 544 amino acids. The transcript is spliced from 3 exons. The record is from RefSeq and is a predicted model, not a curated record. Gene Ontology annotation, cellular component: SAGA complex; transcription factor TFIID complex; SLIK (SAGA-like) complex.
AUGGCUCAGAAUGGCCACUUCAUGGCAGGCUUGCAGCAAGGACAGGCGCCGAGUCAGCAGGCCAACGGACAGCCUAACGCAGCCCAAGCAGGCCAGAUGAAUGCACUGAACCAGCAGAUCUUUGCAGACCCGGCCGUACUGCAGAGACUGAUCCAUGCCGCUCAGAACGGACAGCUCGGUCCCGAGCAAGUCGCUACACUCCGACGAUACCUCGCUCAGGCGAGAGACUCACAGCAAGCACAGCAAGCCGGCGGGUUCCCCAACAAUGGACAGAAUCAGCCCAAUGCUGCCCUCUUGAUGCAGAUGCAACAGCAGCAGCAGCAGCAGCAGCAGCAGCAGCAGCACCAACAGCAUCAGCAGAUUGCAGCCGCUCAACAGACUCAGCAGGCUCGCCAACCCGGACAGAAUGCCAAUGGAGGCACUGUCCCGCCAGACAUGAACCAGGCUCGUGCAGUCGUCACCAAUCUCGUCACACGCAUGGCCAACCUCGAGGCAGUCCUCGCCCAAGGUGUCGGCUCGGCUGAAGAGCGAGCGCGCAAUCAGAGUCAACUCGAAGAGGCCAAGCGUGCCUACAACCUCAUCGCUCAGAGGCCGGGAGGCAGCUAUCUCCUACAGAGUAUACCCGGCUUACCGCAACCGUCGCAGUCCACUGCUUCGACUCAAAAUCAAGCUGGCCAGGCCAUCAACUCGCCACAGUUGCAGCAGCAGCAACAGCAACAGAAUGCCGCACUCAACUAUCAGAGACAGCAAUCCGAGCUCAUGCGCGCCAACCUUGCAGCACAGCAGCAACGACAGAGACAGAUGGGCGCGCCUGCCCAACCCGUUGCACCCGCUCCUUCCGGCUCACAGCCCUCACAGGCAGCCAACGGAGCUGCAAACGCUUCCUCUCCCGCCAGCGCUGCCAGCCCAGACAACGGCAACGCAGGUGGCAGAUCUGACCUGCCAAAGCGAGCAAGACCACCGCCUCGCAAAGCUGCCGCCGCCAACGCCGCCGCGCCCCCUCCUGCUGCUGCAAGGCCUCAACCUUCACAGACCGGUCCGCCCCCAACCACAUCGAUCAUGUCCCAGAGUAUGGCAGUUCCUGCAGAGAUGAAGAUUCCACCGCCUCAGCCAGAGGCGCCACCGAAGCAAGGAUCAAGGCCGACGCUCUCGCAAGGCUUCGCCGCUCAGCCCAUCCUGGGUACACCCGCCAUCACCGACCCUCCCUCGGGACCAGGAGGCAGUCGACCUUCGCUGCCAAACACGGCGACACCGGGCCCUGUCAAUCGACCGCUUCUGCCGCAAGAACGCCCAGAUGGAAGAAUGCUCAACAAGAGGAAGCUCCAGCAGCUGCUCGAGAGUAUUGAUCCCGACGAGAGUCUCGACAGCGCAGUCGAAGACCUGCUUCUGGAUAUUGCAGAUGAGUUUAUCGAUUCCGUCACUCGGUUCUCCUGCCAGCUCGCAAAACAUCGCAAGUCCGAUCGUCUCGAAGUUAGAGACGUUCAGCUUCAUCUGGCAGAGCGAAACUGGAAUAUCCGUAUACCUGGUUUCGCAGCAGACGACGUCAGGCUCAGUCAAUCUCGACGAACCGUCUUGCCCGCUGGCUACGCGACCCGUUUGGCGGCAGUGAGGGAUGCUGCACGACGUAGGGUAUGA